This is a messenger RNA of Aphis gossypii (cotton aphid), 6443 nucleotides long. RefSeq lists its product as uncharacterized. Bases 1239 to 6443 code for a protein of 1734 amino acids. Gene Ontology annotation, biological process: DNA integration; proteolysis. Lineage: Eukaryota; Metazoa; Arthropoda; Insecta; Hemiptera; Aphididae. The transcript is spliced from 2 exons. The record is from RefSeq and is a predicted model, not a curated record. Gene Ontology annotation, molecular function: aspartic-type endopeptidase activity; nucleic acid binding.
CGUGGGUCUUCGCCGAUAAGGCAAAGAAUGUUCGAGAAGAAAACCCCGCUCCCCGCCGCCGUACCAUGCAAAACCGGCUGUCGUCGCAGACAACAAAGGCCUACCGCCUCGGAGGCGAUAGUAUCGUACUAGAUAGUUCGCGAGCCUGAUCUAUGUUAAGUCUCUCGCCGUACAAGUAAAUCGCGCCGGCCAUUAUAUGAUUGGUGUCGUUGUUGUUGCGAUUUAUGAAUUUUGUGCUAGUUACGCGCCGCGCUGACGUUUAAUGGUAAAUAAAACUCGUUAUUAAGUUCGAGUUCGGUUGUUUGCGGCAUCUAUUUAAAUCCGUGAUUACAACGAAACGUUUCGCUGUUUUGUUGUAUAAUAUUAAUCGUUCCGAUUUCUUAAAGUGCACGCGGGUGCACGUUAAGAACAACGAACGGGUCAGUGGUCAUCGUGCGCGGGCACGAGUCGAUCAUUUACCUACAAGCACGUCGGAGAUUCGGGCAGCCAUUAGCGUGUAGGUCGCGGGACCUCAGCGAGGCGAACAGACGUCGGUGCGGUAUCCAUUUACAUAUACAUACAUACGCAUUUGGUCAUAUGGACACAAUAUCAUGGAGUAUGGACACUAGACAGUCGAGCGGUCGGCGGUAACCAGAUAACGGUAACGCAGUAUCAUAAUUGAUACGCGAUUAACUUCUUAUAUUAUCACAUUAUCACUUAUUAAUAUUGUAUUGUUUUGAUUGAUAUUAUAUCAACAUUUUGUAUCAUGGCCUCUGAGGCAGUUAUUAUGUUAUUGUAAGUUUAGUUUUUACGGCAUUCAUAUUAUUUAUUAAUUAUUAUUCUCGGUUGACGAGUGGUUAGUUGCCUUUAUAUUAUAUAGUAGGUGGGCGCCUACAUCUCUAUAUUUCAUAUGUGAUCAUUAGUAUAUUAUUAUUAUUACUUGUAAAUAUUAUCCCUGUUUGUUAUGUUGUGUGAUAUAUCUUUAUAAUACAGUCCACUAAAAUUAUUAUUACCACUUCAAAUUUGUUGAUUAUUAUUAGUGUUAGAUUCCUAUUAGUUUACACAUUAAUACACUAAAAUUAAAUUACGACAUAACAUUUGGUCCGUUCGGGCUCGGAUAGGAGUAGCAAUGUUUAUAUGUUUAAAUACGAAUUAUUUUAUUUGCUUGCUUAUUGUAAUCACAUAGUACGUUAGGUAGGUAUUGUUCGUUAGAUUAUUGUUAUUAGAUAUUUUGUUCCUAAUCAUCCUAUUUUGUAAAUAUGGGUCGUCCGAAACGUCAAUCGGUAGCUGUGGCUUCGGAGCCAAACAUGCUGUUACGUUCACGUGCUUCUCGCGAUAUGAUUGUACGAAAAAUUCGUAAUUUACAUACGUUAGCUCAGGAGGCGCAAACUGAGGUUGACAAGCAACCGUUGUUUUUGUCGUGCUACGUAUCACUCGACAAGUACGUGGAUCAAGUUGAGGUACACCAACAAGAAGUGUUGAAUUUUAUGUUGGAUUCCGGAUUACAUGACGACUUCAAGGACACAGAUUUGUUAAUUACGGACGAGGUUGAGGAAUUAAUUGGACGUAUUCGAAUGAUUUUUGAAACAAUUCGACCGACGACAAGUGUAACAAAUCGGAUGCCGCGUCCGGAGUGUGGGGCUUCUGCGGGUACCGCUAUAACAUUGCCCAAAAUUGAGUUGCCAAAAUUUGAUGGGGACGUAGUCCAAUGGUGCUCAUUUCGUGAUAUGUUUUGUUCACUUGUGCAUGACAAUCAGUCAAUUUCGGACAUUGAGCGAUUUCAUUUUUUAAAAUCAUGUUUAUCAGGUCCUGCGUUAGCCGUUAUCAAGUCCAUUCCGUUAACGGCCAAUAAUUACAAUAUCGCGUGGAAUGCUCUUCAAAAAUCGUUUGAAAAUAAUCGAUUAUUAGCGACGGCGCAUAUCGAUCGAUUGUUCGCGUUCUCGCCUCUCAAGAAGGAGUCUACGGCGGCACUCGCUACGUUUGUCAAUACGUUUCGCGAGAACGUCGCCGCUAUCAAGGCGUUAGGUAUCGAUGAUAUUUCUGGUUUUCUAUUAUUUUAUAUUGGCGCGCGGGUGCUUGACGUUGAAACCAGAAGACUAUACGAAGCUAAAAACAUCGGAACUACUGCGGAUAAAGUAGAACAAAAUGUCAAGGUUGCGGCUAAAAAGAGCAAGGGUGGUACACCCGGGAAAUAUUCAUUAACUACGACUUCGAGUGGCGUAAAAUGCAUUUUUUGUGAACAGGAUCACCCACUUUAUCGUUGUGGAGCAUUUAAACAAAAAUCGGUCGCUGCAAGAAGGAAGUUUGUCAGCGGUAAUGGUGUGUGCUUCAUAUGCCUAAAGUCAGGACACGCAGCGAAAGCAUGUACGUCAACAUUUAAGUGCCGGAGUUGUGGUGGCAAACACAGCACAUUGUUACAUAUAGACUACGCGAAGCCAGCGUCGGUAGUAUCGUACGGAGACGCCGAAUGUUCGACAGAGGGAGCGGAGUCGACGGAAAAAAGAACAACUGCAACGGAAAAUCAGGUCAAGUUUUCGGGAACUGUGCGUACUGAAGCCACUGUUAUUUUAGGUACAGCUAUUGUGCGCGUUCGGGACAACGUGGGAAAAUUACAAACGGUACGCGUCCUUUUAGACAGUGGUUCCCAAAUUUCGGCGAUCACUUCACAAUGUGCUACUCGUCUUGGUUUGAGGCAUAUUAAGAGCAGAAUAGAGGUGACAGGUCUCUCUCAACAACGAGUAACUAAAGUGAAAGGUGUCACACAAUGCCAAUUUAUUCCGCUUCACGCGGAGGGUCCGCAAUUUGGUGCUACUAGCGUCGUCAUUCUGACGCAUAUCACUAUGCAGUUACCUAGUGAUAGAAUACCUUCGGCGGUGCGUGAGCGGUAUCACCACCUGUUGCUGGCCGAUCCGGAGUUCGAUGUACCGGGACCAAUCGAUAUGUUGUUAGGAAGCGACUUGUAUCCACAUUUGUUACAAUCAAAGGCCGAUAUCAUUCACAGUACGGGUCUGCCGUCAGCCAUGAACACUCAUCUUGGAUGGAUUGUGGUAGGAGCAUUAAAUGAAAUUUCAGCGUCGCCCAUGGUGUCAUUAUCAGCAGUAUCGACGCCAGAAAUCGGAAGAUUAAUACAAAAAUUUUGGUCUGUGGAGGAACCAGAUGUGCCGGACAUUUUGUCAACGGAAGACGAACGAUGUGAGGCAUGGUUCCGUAAAUCGACAAUUAGAGACGCAUCCGGACGGUUUGUAGUGUCCUUACCGUUUCAGUCGUCGGUGCGCGCUCUAACAGAGAUGUCAACGAGUCAGACGGCGGUAGUUCAAGGCGGGAGCCCGGAAGAUUUAGGUGCAUCGCGCGCACUAGCAUUAAAUCGUCUUUACAAUCUCGAGCGACGCUUGGCAAAAGAUUCGGAACUGUAUACAGCAUAUCGGAAAUUUAUGGAUGACUAUUUAAAUUUAGGUCAUAUGAAAUUGGCAUCGGUGCCAGGAAAAUAUUUUAUACCACACCAUGCUGUGGUCAAGCACGAAGAAAAGGGACUUAAGAUUCGAGUUGUCUUCGACGCAUCGGCGAAGUCGACAUCGGGAAAAUCAUUAAACGAUUGUCUAUGUACGGGGCCGAAAUUACAGACUGAGAUCAGCGAUGUUCUACUUCGUAGCCGAUUCUACAAAUACGUGUUCGUAGCUGAUAUCGCGAAAAUGUAUCGGCAGAUCAGAGUACGUGAGGAGGAUUGUGUCUAUCAACACAUCCUGUGGCGUAGGUCACCGGAGGAUGAGGUGCAGGAGUAUCAAUUGCGAACCGUCACUUAUGGCGUGAACUCAGCGCCAUAUCUUGCACUGCGAUGCCUGCGUCAAUUGGACUUUGAAGAUGGUGCGAAAUUUCCCCAGGCGAAGGGCCUGUUAAUCAAUAAUACAUAUGUUGAUGACAUAAUCGCUGGCGCCGAUACCGUAGAUGGCCUAUUGGCCGUACAGAAAGACCUAAUUAAUUUAUUACAGCGAGGUCAACUUGAAUUAAAAAAGUGGGCAAGUAACUGCGAUGCCGUGCUGAGGUGUAUUCCGGUCGAGGAUCAGGCUGUAGAACCAAUGUUCACACCAACGGAAGAUGCGAACUUGAAGGUGCUUGGAGUCCAUUGGGAUCCUACCUCCGAUACCUUUGGAUAUCAUGGAGCCACCAGCGAGAGAUCGACUACCAAGAGGGUUGUGUUAUCUACGAUCGCACGACUGUACGAUCCAAUUGGUGUCUUAGGUCCGGUUUUGCUGUGGGCUAAAGGAUUCAUGCAAGAGCUAUGGCUCGAGAAGAUUGGAUGGGAUUCGCCGGUACCUACUUCGUUGGUGAACAAGUGGCUGCAGUUCCUGGACGAGUUACCAUUGUUGUCACACGUAUCUUUACCGCGUCAUAUUGAUGUCCGCCAUGCAAAAGAAGUGCAGAUGGUGGGCUUCGCCGAUGCAUCACAAUGUGGAUAUGCAGCCAUAGUAUUUUUACGGAUAGCUGACAAUUUGGGUCACUUCCAUGUUUAUUUUAUCACGUGCAAAACCAAGAUAGCACCGUUGAAAUCAUCACAAACGGAUACUUCGUUGACAAUUCCUAGGCUCGAAUUAUGUGCGGCUCUACUUCUGGCCAAACUUUUGUCACACCAUUUUGAAGUUUUAAAUAACAUAAUACCCAUUAACAAGGUCAAGGCGUGGACAGACUCCACAGUCGUUUUAGCGUGGCUUACGCGGGAACAGAAGCAAUUUAAGAUUUUCGUGACCAACCGUGUGGCCAAGAUACGAGCACUGGUGCCCAAUUGUGAAUGGGCUCACGUGAGGACGAACGAAAAUCCGGCUGACCCGGCUUCCAGAGGUAUGCUUCCGAGAGAACUGCUGUCAUGUUCCAAGCACUUAUCAGGACCAGAUUUUCUACGUCAGGAUGAAGUUCAAUGGCCGGCGUUGCCGUCUGUGGAAGUUAUGGCAUCAUUAAAUUUACCGGAAGUAAAAAAUUCGGUUCAAUGUGCAUUGCAUACCCUCGAGGAGGAGGUUCCUUGGAUAGAACGCUUUUCCUCUAUAUCUCGGAUGCAGCGUGUUGUUGGAUACUGUCUUCGAUUUAUUAAUCGAGCGCGAGGGCGUUCUAUGUUGUCAGGACCUAUUUCAUUUGCAGAACAAUAUCAGGCUUUGUAUCGAGUAAUCAAAUAUACCCAAAAAAUGUAUUAUUCUGACUUAUACAAGCAAAUCAAAGGUCAUCGAAUAAUUGUACCCGUAGCCUUAGCUCAGUUGGCUCCUUUUGUGGACCAUGCCGGGUUGAUUCGAGUCGGAGGACGCCUAAAGAAUUCUGCACUUGACGACGGCGCGAAACACCCUAUAUUGUUACCACAACGGUGCCAUUUCACGGAGUUGAUUGUUCGGCAUUAUCAUCAGCUAUUGUUACACGGUGGAGCGAGACUGGUACUGUCAAUGAUUAGUCGACGAUAUUGGAUUAUGUCAGGUCGGGCUGCUGUACGUCGAGCAGUACAUUCAUGUGUUCCAUGUUCAAAAUAUCGAGCCACUACUCCUAUACCUUUCAUGGCGGACUUACCUGUUUUCAGAGUCACCGCAAUUCGGCCAUUCUAUAAUGUAGGUAUGGACUACGGAGGUCCAUUCGUUGUGAAGGAGAGUCGCCGGCGUGGGGCCCGGACCCACAAGGCGUAUUUGGCUUUGUUCAUUUGUAUGGCAGUAAAAGCCGUACACUUAGAAAUUGUGACUGAUUUGUCUACUGAAUCUUUUAUUGCGGCAUUGGACCGUUUCACUUCACGCCGUGGAAUCCCAGCCAAUAUUUACACGGAUUGCGGGACGAAUUAUGUUGGUGCAGCGAAGCAGAUUAAGGCCUUGCUUCAAACGGAUGAUGCACGUCAGGCCGUCUCUUCUCGGGUUCAAUGUGAAUGGCACUUUAACCCUCCCGCCGCGCCCCAUUUUGGUGGGAUAUGGGAGGCCGCAAUCAAGAGCACCAAGACACAUCUUAAGAAGGUCGUGGGAGCCCAAGUCUAUACGUUCGAGGAGAUGUCUACACUAGUGAUAAGAAUCGAAGGUGUUUUAAAUUCCCGGCCAUUACAACCUCUUUCGAGUGACCCGAAUGAUUUUGUCGCGCUCACUCCGGGACAUUUUUUAAUUGGGCAACCGCUCUUGGCCCUGCCUGAAGAAAAUGUCAUUAAUAUUCCGAUCAACCGUUUAAGACGAUGGCAACUAAUUCGUCAGGCACUACAAUCCUUUUGGCGUCGUUGGAGUCGUGAAUAUUUGCAGACAUUACAGGGACGCAAAAAGUGGUUCAAACAAACCGACAACAUAACUGUAGGGGACUUAGUAGCAGUCCAUUCACCUAAUAACCCACCGAUGUCAUGGCAACUUGGACGUAUUGUGGAAGUUCAUCCUGGUCCUGACAAUGUCGUUCGCGUUGUGACUAUUCGAACAGCCGACGGUCUUCUCAAGCGACCAGUUGUCAAGAUCACCAAGCUGCCCAUGUAA